AUGGGCGACAACUACGAACCGUUGGAUUCUCCACUUCUUGGUGGUAACGCUCCACCCCCACCUCCACCACCACCGCCCAAGAAUGAACCACGCCAACCUCCUCCUCCGCCGCCUUCCGAUCCAGCACCGCCCGAGGACGAGAAGACCGACCUCAGGUCGCCGAAUAAAAACGACAACAGUUUGGCGGCGGAUAAUGGGGAAUCUCGUGCCGAGACUGUGCCUCCCAAGAAGGGUGGGUUAUAUUGUUUUAGUUUUCCUGUGCAAUACUUAACAUAAGAUCUUGGUACAAGCAUAGUACGUUGAAAUGAUACCCAGGUCAGCAUCUAUUAGGUUGUUCAAAUAAUUUUGUACUUUCAAAGAAAAUUUUUAUGAUUAAUAAGCACAUAAUUAUUUGAACAACCUAAUGUAAAUAUCUAGUUUUAUCUAAAAUAUGCAAAAGAAUUAAUGGAUUUUAUGACAAUAUUCAAUUAAAAUGCGCAAAAAUUAAUGGAUUUGCCUAAAUUCUUGAGGAAAUAUUGUUUAAAAAUGGCAAAAUUUAGAAAAUUGGCCAAAAACAUGCGCAGAUUUAUUUUUAAUGUAACUUUUUUGAAAAGGCAGCAAUAUACUUGAGACGUUUUGUGAAUAUAGACCAAAUAUUAGGCUAACUGACCCACCAAAAACAAAUUUAAAAUUUACGGUAGUUUUUUUGUUACAGUAGUUCAAUUCAAACGUAACCUACUUUUUUAUAACUUUUUAUAAAUUUUUGAUUAAAAAUAGAUAAUACUUUACGAUUUGUGUUAUAGUACUGUGGCUGAAUGUAGAGACAGCAAGAGUUAUAGUACUGUAGCAAAUGUAGGAACUGUACACUAUUGAUAACGUUACAGUAUUGAAAAUACAGUUACCAAGACUAAUGCCUUGUUCUUAGCCAAGGGAUCAAAGAACGACAAGAAGGAGAGCACGGUGGAGAGCACCGAUGAUGACGACAAGAAUAAAAAGAAGGGCGGAAGAACGGCGAUCAUCGUGAUCUGUGCCAUUUGCAUGUUAGUGGGUCUGAUCGGAAUGGCAGCAUGCGUUUAUCUACUUCUUGCUGGCAUGAAAGUUCUCUAA
This is a messenger RNA of Bursaphelenchus okinawaensis, 1086 nucleotides long. The record is from the annotation of a GenBank genome assembly. Lineage: Eukaryota; Metazoa; Nematoda; Chromadorea; Rhabditida; Aphelenchoididae.